Messenger RNA from Brassica oleracea var. oleracea, 1452 nucleotides. RefSeq names its product E3 ubiquitin-protein ligase RHF1A. The record is from RefSeq and is a predicted model, not a curated record. NCBI's taxonomy places the organism in Eukaryota, Viridiplantae, Streptophyta, Magnoliopsida, Brassicales, Brassicaceae. Gene Ontology annotation, molecular function: ubiquitin-protein transferase activity. Bases 229 to 1173 code for a protein of 314 amino acids. The transcript is spliced from 8 exons.
AUAAGCGUAACAAAAAAAAUAAAAAGAGAGAGAGAAAGAAACCGUCGGAAUCGAACUUUGCUCCACGGCCUUGCAAUUUCCUUUUUUUUUUGACUUUUUCCUCAUUAUUCUUUGCUUUGACUUAUCAGUCUUCUUUUUAUGUGAUCGAUCACCUCCUCUUGAUCUCAAUCUCAAUCUCAAUCCACAGCUUCUCCAUCUUCUUCAUCCACCAACUCGCAGCAGCAAACAAUGUCUAGUUUCACAUAUGCUUCUGCUUUCAACUUAUCCGAAAAGUCUCCUCCUUUCAGUCCCGCCAUUGCUUCUUCUUCUUCUUCCUCUGCCUUCGAUGAUGAUACCGACGACGCUUGCAGCAUCUGUCUCGAGCCUUUCACUCUCCAGGAUCCUGCCACUGUUACAAGUUGCAAGCAUGAAUAUCACCUUCAGUGCAUCAUUGAAUGGUCUCAGAGAAGCAAGGAGUGUCCUAUUUGCUGGCAGUUCUUUGUCCUCAAAGAUCCUGUCAGCCAAGAGCUUUUGGCUGCUGUGGACAAGGAAAGGCUGAUGAAAACCACCAACAUGAGAUCUCCAUCCUCUCCAAGAAGUUCCAUUCCUCAUGAGGAUUUUCACUCAGAGGAGGAGGAGAGCAGCUUUGAUGAACAAUUCCUUAGGCAUCUCACUGAAGCUGCCCAUAGACGUUGUUUGCUUCGUACUAGGGACACUCCAAUACCCUCCAAUGAUCCCUCUCCUUCUGAUAUGCCCAAUCUUGGUCACAACAUCUCUGCUGUUAUUUCCCAUGUUCAACAUCAGAAUGCAAACCCCCCGUCUCCUGCUGAUACCAGCAAUGGAUCCAGAAUCUCCCGUGGACCUUCUCUAUCUGAAGCAUCGUCUCUUCCAGAAGCCAUUAAAUCCAAACUAGCUGCUGCUUCCGCAAGGUACAAAGAAUCUAUCUCUAAGAGUAAACAAGGUCUCAAAGAGAAGCUACUUGCUCGCAACAACUCAGUGAAAGAACUGAGCAAAGGAGUACAACGUGAGAUGAACGCUGGAAUAGCUGGGGUUACACGUAUGAUGGAACGCUUUGAUAUUGCUUCAAAACGCUUUGGAGGGUCUACUACUUCCGGAUUCAACUUCUCAUUCAAAGGGAAGCGUGAAGAAGCAGAAGCCACUUCCAACAAUGGGAACAAAAACCGAAUCCCAUAAGCUGGCAGGGACGAGGAUAAGUUAAUCAGAUAAACGUAUAAUGCAAGCGAUGUAUAUUCUCAUGGAAUCAAGGUCUUCGCAUCCUGCAUUGUUCUGAGCUCUCAUGGUCUCUUCUCUCCCUCUCUCUCUCUCGUCUCUGUUUUUGCACUAAAAUAAGUAAAAUCCCUUCUGAGUAAUCUUUUUAUUACUCGAUUUUCAACUCCUAGUUGGGAGUCAAAACUUUGUAUUAGUUAAUAAUUACAAAAAAAAAGGGGUUUUGUUAUAUGCUUUCACUCAGGA